Exophiala bonariae is the source of this 3240-nucleotide messenger RNA. RefSeq lists its product as uncharacterized. Bases 1 to 3240 code for a protein of 1079 amino acids. The transcript is spliced from 3 exons. The record is from RefSeq and is a predicted model, not a curated record. Gene Ontology annotation, molecular function: ATP hydrolysis activity; DNA clamp loader activity; ATP binding. Gene Ontology annotation, cellular component: DNA replication factor C complex; nucleus. Gene Ontology annotation, biological process: DNA repair; DNA replication. Lineage: Eukaryota; Fungi; Ascomycota; Eurotiomycetes; Chaetothyriales; Herpotrichiellaceae.
AUGCCGUCAGACAUCAGAAGUUUCUUUGGCGGAGGCGGCGGAGGGGUGAAGCCUGCACCGAAAUCCACCACCUCAAAGAAGGAAGCUCCGGCGCCCAAAGCUGCGGCCAAGCGCGGGCGUCCACGGAAUGUCGUCUCUUCUGACGAUGACGAUGACGAUGAAGUGGUUGAAACCAAACCCAAAGCUCCCGCAACCCCCAAGACAAAGAAAGCUACCAAAGAAGUCAAAGAGGAAGACACAACAAGUUCUGCUUACUUCGCUUCUUCCAAGCCAAGUGCUUCAAAGUCAACUCCAAUUCGAUCUAAAAACACAUCCAUGACAAAUGGAACAGGGAAAUCUACACCUAAGCAGACGAAUGGCGGCACGCCGUCAACUGGCCGUCGCUCUGCCAGGAAGACUGCAACAAGGAAUUACGCGGAGGACCUUGAUGAUAGGCCGAGCAAGCUGGCAGACGAUGAAGAAGGAGGUGACGAUAUUUUCAAUGACUUGAAGAGCCGCAAAGUCGACGAUGAUUAUGAUGAAGGCUCAGAUGAUGAUGAUUUAAUGCCAAAGUCGCGCCAUACAAAAGGAGUGAAUGGAUAUUCCAAGAAGCCCCAACAUGAUGAAGAUGAGUCUGAUCUUGAUAUGGCGGAAAUCCCAUCUUACGAUGGACCCGGUGACCGCAAGCAGACGCGUGCUUCGACCACAUCAACAACAUCUCGAAAGCGGAAGUCUCAAGAUUUUGAAGAUGAUGAGGAUGACUUUUUAGACGAUGACGACGAUGCACCAAAGAAGAAGACUAAGAAGGCCGUGCCCACAACUCGCAAACCUCGUGCUAAGAAGGAGGAGAGGGAAGAAAGUAAAGAAAUACAGGAUAUCUUGGACAAUAUCCCCACUGUCCGGGCACCGACUCCUCCCCCACGAGACGACGAGACCAAGAAGUUCAAAUUUGGUGGAGUAAAUAAUGCAACUGCCGCUCCUCCUGCACAAGGCUCUGCAGAAAUUCCUGUUGGCGAAGAAAAUUGUCUUGCUGGAUUGACUUUUGUCUUCACAGGCGUCUUGACAACCAUCGGUCGAGAAGAAGGCCAGAGCCUCGUGAAACAAUAUGGAGGCAAAGUCACAACCGGGCCCUCAAAGAAGACCAGCUAUGUGGUCAUAGGUAGUGAUGCGGGCCCUAAGAAGCUUGAGACCAUUCAGAAACUUGGUAUAAAAACCAUCAAUGAAGAAGGACUCUUUGCGCUGAUUAAGCGUCUUCCCGCAAAUGGAGGUGAUGGGAAAGCCGGUGAAGCUUAUGCUGAAAAGCAAGCCAAAGAAGAAGCCAAGAUUCGUCAAGAAGCACAAGAAAUGGAAGAGCGGGAGCAGAAACGACAGAAGGAAGCCGCAAAAGCUGCUGAGAAAGCUGCGUUAGCACGACCUGGUGGAGCUCCCGUAGCGACCAAGCCGAAAUCCAAGGUCGACGAUCGGCUAUGGGUGGACAAGUACGCCCCAGACUCGAUGAAUAGUGUUUGUGGAAACAAGAGCACUGUUGAGGGCCUUCAAGCCUGGCUUCGAGCGUGGCCAAAUAACUUGAAGUCCGGGUUCAAGAAAGCCGGUGCGAGUGGAAAGGGUAUAUUUCGUGCUGCUUUGCUUCACGGACCUCCUGGCAUUGGCAAGACCACUGCAGCUCAUUUGGUCGCAAAGCUAGAGGGAUAUGAUAUUGUCGAAAGUAACGCUAGCGAGACUCGAAACAAGAAACUGUUGGAAACCGGUCUCAAAGGUGUACUUGAUACCACUUCACUUCUCGGAUAUUUCUCUGGGGAUGGCAAGAAGGUCGACGCCAAGAAGAAAAAGCUCGUCUUGAUAAUGGAUGAAGUCGACGGUAUGUCUGCAGGUGACCGAGGUGGUGUUGGUGCCAUGGCUGCGGUCGCGAAGAAGACAAACAUACCAAUCAUCAUGAUCUGCAACGAACGCCGCUUGCCCAAGAUGAAACCUUUUGAUGGCUGUACGGCUGAAUUUGCUUUCCGACGACCAACUACUGAUAUGAUACGUGGUCGUAUUGCAACCAUCUGUUUCCGUGAAGGAAUAAAAUUGCCCACUCAGAUUUUGAAUGCAUUGAUCGAAGGGGGCAAUGGAGAUAUUCGCCAGAUUAUCAACAUGAUUUCGACUGUCAAACUUGAUAAGAAAGAUCUGGAUUUCAACGACUCAAAGGCAAUGUCAAAAGCCUGGGAGAAGCAUGUCAUCCUCAAGCCAUGGGAUAUUGUCAGCAAGAUUCUGCGUCCACAAAUGUUCUCGGCAAGCUCAACUGCCACCUUGAACGACAAAACCGAAUUGUACUUCAAUGAUCACGAAUUCAGUUAUCUGAUGCUUCAAGAAAAUUAUCUCAAAACCCAACCCACUCUAGCUAGUACCUAUAAUGGGAGAGAGCGAAGCAUGAAGCUCCUGGAGCUCUGUGAUAAGGCUGCCUCAAGCAUCAGCGACGGCGAUCUGGUUGAUAGGAUGAUCCAUGGCUCGCAACAACAAUGGGGUCUCAUGCCUACCCAUGCCAUCUUCAGUUUUGUUCGUCCAGCUAGUUAUAUGCAUGGAAAUUUCAAUGUCCAGGUCGGCUUCGCGAGCUGGCUCGGCCAAAAUAGCAAGCAAGGUAAGCUUUCCCGCAUGGUCAAGGAGAUUCAAGGACAUAUGCGGCUGCGCACCUCGGCAGACCGGCAUGAAGUCCGCCAGCAGUAUCUCCCAGCAAUCUGGAAUAAGACGGUGAAUCUGCUAGACAAGGAAGGCAAAGAAGCUGCUCAAGAUGUCAUUGAUUUUAUGGACUCCUACUAUUUGACCAAAGACGAUUAUGACGCGGUUCUGGAAUUGGGAGUAGGCCCGAUGGAUCAAGCAAAGGUCAAACUCGACACUGCAACAAAAUCCACGUUUACCAGAUUGUACAACCAGCAGAGUCACCCAAUGCCUUUCGUCAAAGCUACUACCUCUUUGAGUACGGCCAAGGGUGGAGGAAAGAAAGACAAACCUGAUCUGGAAGAGGCCGUGGACGAAUCCGAAGCCGAAGAAAUCAUCGACGACGCUAAUGACGAUGAAGACGAUGAGAUUGAUCUGAAGAAAGACAAGUACAUCAAAGCUCCAAAGAAGAAAGCUGCUGCCGCGAAGGGCAAAGCCCCAACCAAGCGCAAGAAGGACGCCGAUGAUGAAGACGAUGAGGAGGAGUCGACUGCAAGUGUGCCAAAGAAGAAGAAAACCGCUGCUGCAACAGCUCGCGGUGGAAGAAAGGGCAAAGGACGAGCUUAG